This is a messenger RNA of Biomphalaria glabrata, 2220 nucleotides long. Its product is annotated as monocarboxylate transporter 5-like. Lineage: Eukaryota; Metazoa; Mollusca; Gastropoda; Planorbidae. Gene Ontology annotation, molecular function: monocarboxylic acid transmembrane transporter activity. The transcript has 6 exons. The record is from RefSeq and is a predicted model, not a curated record. Gene Ontology annotation, biological process: monocarboxylic acid transport; transmembrane transport. The coding region runs from base 487 to 2211 and encodes 574 amino acids.
UUUAACUUCUUUCAUUACGUUAUCACAAAUCGAACUCGACUUUUCAGUCUGUGCAUUCAUUCCACUUGGAAGAGAUGGGAGUUUUAUUCCCUACAUUUUUCUUUGUGUAUUAAUUUCAAUUAAAUUAAUCCAAAAAAAAGAAAAAGAAGAAAUUAAAAGAUACAGACUCUGUUAUUGUUUUUGUAGACCAACGUGGUCUAAAAUGGACGGUUUCCUUGUUUCGAUUGCAUCUAGAAGCGAGGUAAGAAGAAAGACGGGAAAACUCAACUCUAAAAGUUAUGUCUAGUCUAAAGGGACGGAUUUAUUUGUCACUACCGGAAGUCCACCAAGAACUUAAGACCAAAUAGUUUUUCUAUUGGUCUUAAAAAAAAGAAGAAACCAAGUAGGCCUUCGUAGUAAAUUUUUCUAAUUAAAAAGAAAGGAUGUCAUUAACAACUAAUAAAGUGUACUGCAAUAUUUGAACAUCAACUUAACAUUUAAUAUGUGAUGCUCUGGGAUUCGUUGGUUUAUAAAAUGUCAACUAGAAAAACGACGGGUCAAGCAUCAAUAGUGGAAUACAUGAAAGUAUUGAGAAGAGUUGAGAUCGAUCAUGAAACCAGUUCUGAUAAUGAUUCUGAAGUGGAACUACAAGCUGACCCUGAUGAAUUAGAUAAUCCUGUAAAGCUAGUGUCGGAGAUAUUGCCCGAUAAAGCAAUGAAAGAGAGUAAUCUUGUAAAGGAGAAAAGAGAUGUGCGUAUUGAUGACACAGGUAAGAAUUUUCAUCCAGUGGAUAAAGGAUACGCCUGGAUUGUUAUGAUAGCCGCUUUCGGAAUUCAGUUUCUUCUGAUUGGCUACAUCAGGUCCUUGGGAGUGUUGUUUGUGGAGCUUCAAUCGAGAUUUAACUCCACGUCUGCUGAGGUUUAUGUCAUAGUAGCGGCCAUGGAACUGACAGGGAGUAUUGCUUCUCCUAUGGUGUUGGUGUUUGUCCUGAAGCGAACUUCUCCGAGAAUCUGUUGUCUACUUGGUUCCGUAUUUAUGGUCAUUGGUGUGGCUGGAAAUGCCUGGUUUUCCAGACUGGACCUUCUCUGCCUGACCCAAGGAGCUUGUUUUGGUAUAUCUAUAGGGCUACUGUUCGGCACACCUUUUGUAGCUCUUACUCAAUAUUUCGACAAACGAAGAGCCCUGGCCACAAGCAUUAGCACGUGUGGUGCAAGUCUUGGAGGUGUGGUUUUUCCUUUGCUGUUUAGACGCCUCCUAGAUGACUACGCAUUCGAAGGCGGCGUUAUCCUAAUAGCCGGGGUCCUUUUGCACGCCUUUAUCUUCAGCAUUUUACUUGUACCCAUUGAAAAUUACAAAAAAAGAAAGAAUGAUUUCAUGGAUUCAUUGCUCCAAAUGGAUCCAAUAGAUCAAAGUAUGGAUGACAAUUUAAAUAAUGAGGACACCGUAGUUCAGAAAAUCAUUGCACCAGAAACUGCAAUUACAAUGCAGACAAAUAUCAGUCCAGAUAAUGAUUCAUGUGCACUAAAAGACAACAAUAUUAAAAAUUCAACGAACCUAUCAGAAGAAGGUCACAGUAUUUCAAACACAUGUUCUUCGUGUUUCCACAGUAACAGAUUAUUUCGGUCAGCGACUUUCUGGAUUCUUUGCGGAUUCUAUAUGAGCGCCUCCAUUGGGUCAGCCGUGCCGCAGACGUUCCUCCCUGCUCUGGCAGAAGAGAAGGGGUUAACAAAAGACGAUGGGGCUUUCCUCGUGUCCCUUCUCAACAUACUGGACAUCCCAGCUCACCUGAUUCCUGGGGCAAUCGUGAACUUCCGCUUGCUGCGCCCUACAAGGAUGUGCGUAGUGCCCAUGCUGGUUGUGGGGCUCAUGAGUAAUUUAACCCCUUUUUUCGUCUCAUACAGCUCUAUGUUGUCAAUGUCAAUUGUUUAUGGCCUGUUUAUGGGAACUUACUUUGUCAUGCAGCCGCUUAUCGCUAUAGAACUUUUAGGGGCUGAAAACUUCCCCAGAGCUAUGGGCAUUUACUACGGUAUUACAGGUUUAGGACCCGCCAUCUCAUAUCCAUUCUGUGGAGUUCUGAAAGAUUUGUCACAAUCCUAUACGUGGACGUUUCAUUAUUUAGGAACAGCAGCCUUCGUGGCAACUGCUUUACUCGUGGUUGGUCCAAUGGCCAGGAAAUUUGACGAGAGAAGAGGAAUUUUUCUGCCAAAGGGAAAUACUAAAGAUAUAAGUUAAACUUGUAAA